Molecule: messenger RNA, 1083 nt
Organism: Enterospora canceri
Lineage: Eukaryota; Fungi; Microsporidia; Enterocytozoonidae
Source: the annotation of a GenBank genome assembly
AUGUUGAAUAUGUCUACGCCGCUGAUCAAAGAUAUCAUGCUGUGCUACGCGUACAUCAUAUCAACUGCAGUCGUACAACAGCUGGCAGCCCUGUGGCCCCAGUCGAGCGAUGUCCCAGCUGCAGAUGGGAACAGCGAGAUCGACCCAAAGGCCCCGCCUGGUGACCGAACAGGCCCUGAUAAAGAAGUUGACAAGAAGAGCCCUGAUAAAGAAAAGGAUAUUGAUAAAAAGAGCCCUGAUAAAGAGAAAGACGUUGACAAGGUGACCCCCAAUAAAGAUAUUGACAAGAAUGGUCCUGAUAAAGAAAAAGACGUUGAUCAAAAUACACAGAAACCAAAGGCUACCUUCAAUGACAAUAAGGUGAUUCUUCUGGAUGACAACCUAAAGGAUCCAGUCUCUGAUAAGAAGUUAAAAAGGAAAAUGAGAAAGAAGAUAAAGGCUAAGGCAGCUAAGGAAGCAGCACGUGCAAUCAGACAGGCAAAGAAGAGAGCAAAUAAGGACAAUAAAACAGCAGCGAUGUUCAUGUGCUCCUGGGAUGCUCAAAAUAUGAAGAUUGAGGCUUCACCAUACGUCUUCUGGAAUGGAAAUGCGCCUAUUACAAAGGCAGCACCUGAUUUGAGCAAAGAGGAAAUAGAACGUAUCAGCGAAGAUACAAGCGAAGCACUAAAGAAGUUGAUAUCACUGUCAGGUGAAAAGGAUGAGAUAGUUGACGCGGUUGAUGUAAAGGCAAAGAGUGAGACAAGUGAAGUAAGUGAGGCAAGUGAAAUAAGAGCAAGAAGUAACGUGAGUGAUGUGAGUGAAGAGAGCUCCUCGUUGCAAAGGUGGUCGGAUCCAGGGCCAUCUGAGCAACCUCUUCCAAUCUAUCACCGUCCCAUUCCACCUGUUAAUGGCCAAGAAAGGAAACCAUCAAAGAUCAUUGCCGAUACAAAGGCGUGGUUGAUUGCUAAUGCUUCUUUUCACGAUUCCGUUCUGAAAACAGCUCAGAUUCCUAGGGAUGAAUCAUCUCAGGAAGUUGUACAGGGACCAGCCCAGUCCACUGUACAGAAGUCAAUUCGUGCUUGUAUCCUGAANAGGCGUGGUUGA